This is a messenger RNA of Phragmites australis (common reed), 1096 nucleotides long. RefSeq names its product thylakoid lumenal 17.4 kDa protein, chloroplastic-like. NCBI's taxonomy places the organism in Eukaryota, Viridiplantae, Streptophyta, Magnoliopsida, Poales, Poaceae. The transcript has 3 exons. The record is from RefSeq and is a predicted model, not a curated record. Bases 164 to 865 code for a protein of 233 amino acids.
CGGACGGGAGGAGAGGGGUGACCCGAUAAGGUUGCACGGAGCUCUCUGGCUCUCUGCGACUCUGCCUCGUCGCCACCCCCGCGCACCGCACGUAGCCAAGCCAGCCAGUCAAGCCACCCUCUCUCUUCCCCCCCUCCUCACAGCCAGCCGGACCGGCCACCGCAUGGCCUCGUCCUGCCUCGCCUCGCCGGCCGGCGCCGCGCUCUGCCGCCCGCGGCGGCCGAGGCGCCGCGUGGCGUGCUCGGCGGCGGGCGCUGGCGGGGAUGGGGAUGGCGGGCGCGCCGAGACGGCGUGGUUCUUGACCGGACACAGGACCGCCGGCGGCCUCGCCUGCGGAGUGCUGGCCGCUUGGGCCGUCGCGUCCGCGCCCAACCCGGUCAUUGCCGCGAGCCAGAGGUUGCCUCCACUCUCAACGGAGGCAAACAGAUGUGAGCGUGCAUUUGUGGGGAACACAAUUGGUCAGGCAAACGGGGUGUAUGACAAGCCUCUCGAUCUCCGGUUUUGUGAUUACACAAACGAGAAAACUAAUCUGAAAGGCAAGUCUCUAGCUGCGGCCUUGAUGUCCGACGCAAAGUUUGACGGCGCUGACAUGUCAGAAGUUGUCAUGUCCAAAGCUUAUGCUGUUGGUGCAAGCUUUAAAGGAACCGACUUCACCAACGCAGUGAUAGACCGUGUCAAUUUCGAGAAGGCCGAUCUCACAGGGGCAAUCUUCAAGAACACGGUGUUGUCAGGAUCAACCUUCAAUGAUGCUAAGAUGGGAGAUGUGGUGUUUGAGGACACAAUCAUCGGCUACAUUGACCUUCAGAAGCUAUGCACAAACACCAGUAUCAGCGCAGAAUCGAGAUUAGAGCUGGGUUGUAGGUGAUUCAACAGAGUUCAUCUAUUCAUGAUUGUUCAUGUUAAUGUCAAUAUCGUUCGGUAAGUGUUCAUUCCAGUCUAUAGAGCCAACAUGACCAUAUGACAAUAUGCGACGAUUUUCUCCGUAUCUCUGUACAAACCUCUAUAUCUCGAAUAUCAGCGGGAAUGUAACCAUACUUCUGUACUCUUUGCCAAACGCCACAUACAUAAAAAGGAAGCACUAUAUGCCUUCCCCAUA